This is a messenger RNA of Acaulospora colombiana, 399 nucleotides long. NCBI's taxonomy places the organism in Eukaryota, Fungi, Glomeromycota, Glomeromycetes, Diversisporales, Acaulosporaceae. The record is from the annotation of a GenBank genome assembly.
AUGAACUUACCAUUCGUCCCUCUGAUCAAUUAUGCCAGGAAUAUCAAAGGCUUCAUGGUGCAGACUGGAGACCCAACGGGAACCGGUAAAGGGGGAAAUUCGAUUUGGGGAACGAAGUUUGCGGACGAAAUCAAAUCGUCUUUGAAGCACAACACGAGGGGCAUCGUAUCCAUGGCCAACAGCGGCCCGGAUACUAAUGGGUCUCAAUUUUUCAUUACCUACGCUAAAUUACCCCACCUGGAUACAAAAUACACAGUGUUCGGAAAGGUCAUCGACGGCACAGAUACAACUCUUGAUGCUAUCGAGAAAAUACCCGUUGACGAAAAGAAUAGACCCAUCCAGGAGAUUCGAAUUAAAUCUGUGACCAUUCACGCAAAUCCAUUGGCCGAACGUGACUAA